This is a messenger RNA of Puccinia triticina, 378 nucleotides long. RefSeq lists its product as uncharacterized. Lineage: Eukaryota; Fungi; Basidiomycota; Pucciniomycetes; Pucciniales; Pucciniaceae. The record is from RefSeq and is a predicted model, not a curated record. Bases 1 to 378 code for a protein of 125 amino acids. The transcript has 4 exons.
AUGCCAUGGCAACAAGGCCACCAUCACCGCCAACUUGGCGCCCAGGCGACAACACCACCGCCACGGAACCACCAGCUUCUCUAUUUGGUCAUUGCCAAAAAACACUCCAUCUGGCUCAUCCCCAAGCUCUUCGACUAUCUCGUCGAAAAGACCCGCUUCUCCGAGUUCGAGGCCGACCAUCUAAAGGCCCCCGCCACCAAUAGCGACAACGAAUAUGAGGACGAGAUCAAAAAUAGUAUGUUUGUCUGUCUCAAAGGCAUUGCAGAAGAUACCCAGCGCCAGACCGGCGCCCAGGCUCUCUGGCAGCGCCGGAACACCGCAAACCCACUGCCGGCUGAAGAGUGCUGGAAAUGGCCCCAGCCUCCAUCUUUUGCCUGA